Messenger RNA from Melanotaenia boesemani (Boeseman's rainbowfish), 2717 nucleotides. RefSeq names its product perforin-1-like. The record is from RefSeq and is a predicted model, not a curated record. NCBI's taxonomy places the organism in Eukaryota, Metazoa, Chordata, Actinopteri, Atheriniformes, Melanotaeniidae. The transcript has 6 exons. Gene Ontology annotation, biological process: leukocyte mediated cytotoxicity. Bases 487 to 2238 code for a protein of 583 amino acids. Gene Ontology annotation, molecular function: pore-forming activity; calcium ion binding.
AGAUGGGAGAAGGGGACUUUUCAACUUUUAACUAAAGCGAGCAUGUCGUCAUAGCUGUGGGUACCCAAGUUCUUUCUAUUUCAAAGAAAAACUGCAGUCAGCAUUGGUUAUUGAACUUGGUAGUUGCUUGAAAGAACUGAUACUAAGGAGUAAAGAAAGACAGUGUCAGAGAUGGCAGCGGUGGAAAAUAAGUGCACCAGUGAAUUUCUACAGUGAACGCAGAUGAGAGGAAAGACAAUGACAAGAAAAACUCACAAGUCUGAAAGUGGAAUGACGAAAGUUUUACAGGAGUUCCAACAGUGUUAGGCUACUGCUCAACACAGCAGUGGUCUAACACUAAUAUGACCUGCGCAAGAUCCAUGAGAUCCAGCUCCCAGCUGAUAUUAUCCAUUCCAAAAACCAAUUUUAAGUCUCGAGGUGGCAGAGCCUUUUCUGCGGCAGGUCCCUCUGGAACAACCCUUUUGCAUUAUCCGGCCUAACAGCAUCAUGUUCCUUUUGAAUGUGUGGAUCGGCUGUGGACUUUUGCUGUACUUCCCCCCAUGCUCAUACCAGUCAUGUACAGAGGGGACACCAAAACAGUGCCAAGAUGCAGAAUUUGCUCCAGGUUCCAAUUUGGCUGGGGAGGGCUUUGACAUCACCAAAAUGGAGCGUAAAGGGGCUUUUGUGCUCGAUAUGAAUCUGUGGAAACGCAAGGAUAAAACUUGUACCCUGUGUAGCAACCCUUAUCUGGAAAACAAGAAGCAAAAACUGCCCCUUUCAGUGGUCGACUGGAGGGCAAAGCAGUCCUGCAGUGCAACAGUGUCCUCUAAACUUCACAAAUCCAGUGAGUCUCUGGUCAGUUCCAGCUCCUCUUCUGUUGAGAACAACUGGAAGGCAAAUCUAGAUGUAGAUGUGGGGGGCAAAAGUGCCUCGCUGAUGCUGGCUGGAACUCAUUCAAAACUGGCUGAGUACUCCAUGGAGAAAACAAAGAACGACAAGUUCAGCUUCACAAGCAAUAGCAUAUCCUGUGAGUACUACAGCUACAGGGUUUCCAACACUCCCAAGUUGCACAGAGAAUUCCGUAAUGCAGUGAAAAAGCUUCCCAAAGUCUACAGCUUAGAAAACAAGCAACGAUUUUACAAACUGAUUGACAACUUUGGCACCCAUUACAUCACCAAGGUGAAGCUGGGGGGAAGUGUGGAGUCUGUGACCAGCAUCAAACAGUGUGAGGCCAGCCUGCAGGGCCUCAGUGUGGAGGAAGUUCAAAUGUGCCUGGAGGCAGAGGCUGCUGCAACAAUCAAAGUCAGUAUAAAAGCAGAGUCCAAGCACUGCCAGAAGAACUCUGACAAGAUGGAAAACAAGAAAUCUUUCUCAGAUUUCUUCAGUGACAGGUUUACAGAAAUAAGGGGGGGCCAUACCACAGAGGCAGACCUUCUUUUCUCUACAGACAAAAACCCAUCAGCCUACAAAGAAUGGCUAAAGACAGUACCAAAAAGUCCUGACGUAAUCUCAUACUCCCUUGAUUCGCUUCAUGAGUUACUGCCUCCUAACACCUUUGUUAGGAAAAACCUGCGCUCUGCCAUCAGCCAUUACAUUCUGGAGAGAGGCCUGUGGAGGAACUGCAGUGACCGUUGUCAGGCCGGAAUCAGGAGCAACUCAAGAGACACCUGCGUCUGCCAAUGUCACAAUGAACCAACUGUUAACCAGGACUGCUGCCCAACCCGUAAAGGCAUGGCACGGGUUGUUAUCACAGUACAGCGAGCCUCUGAUCUCUGGGGCGACCACACCACUGCUACGGAUGGCUACGUGAAAAUGUUCUUUAAUGGAGAGGUUCAACGUACUCGUGUUUUUCACAAUCAAAACGACCCAGACUGGAACACAGUUUUCGACCUUGGCAUCCAGGAUCUGUCCUCAGGAAAUGUAGUGAGAUUUGAAGUUUGGGAUGAGGACAACACCUGGGAUGAUGACUUGCUGGGAGAAUGUGAGAAAGUUCUGUCUGCUGGAGUUAUGGAGGAUGUGUGCAAUCUGCAGCAUGGCCGGCUCUACUACAAAUGGGAAGUGAAGUGUGCUCCGAGUCUGAACGGAAAUACAUGCAUGGACUAUAAACCAUCGCCUAUGAGUCAAAAUCUGAAGAGAUUUUAUGUGUCACGUCAUGCACAUCCUAUUCCAAAGUCUAUGCUGUUACAGAAGGGAGUGUUUGUGAAUGAAACAACCUCUCUGACCAACCAGAGUUUUCUGGAGGCCAUAGGUUUGGGGUAAAAUAACAAUAAUAUAUGCGAACAAGGCUUACAUUGCAAGAUAACUCAUUUAAUAAAAGGUGUAAUCUUUAUUUCAAGCUUAAUCUUAUUAAUUUGCAACAGAAAAUAAUGUUUUUAAUGCUAAUUCAACCAUAUUUGUAUUGUGACUGCUUUGGGUCAGGCUAAUAUCCAUUUAGGAAAUAGAUAAGCAACCAAUUUAAAGAAGCAAAUAGCCUAAUUAUACGACUAUAAAUGUAUGAAUCGCAUUCAAACAUGGUUUUGAAAGCUGAUAUGUUAAAGAGCCUGUUAUAGGUUCAUAAUUUAUGAUGUGGCCUUUAUCUGAAAUGCAAAUAAUGUAUAUUAGAUGAAGUUUCUGCAAUUAUACUCUGCUCAUUUCUAGCAUUUUAUUGUGUCUACAAACAUUAACAACAUGCAUUUGUGUCUUUUAUACUGUUUCAAUUACUUUGUUCAUUUAUUUAGAAUAAAAUAAGAGCAUCUGAA